Xiphophorus couchianus (Monterrey platyfish) is the source of this 1756-nucleotide messenger RNA. RefSeq lists its product as uncharacterized. The coding region runs from base 163 to 1203 and encodes 346 amino acids. Lineage: Eukaryota; Metazoa; Chordata; Actinopteri; Cyprinodontiformes; Poeciliidae. The transcript is spliced from 2 exons. The record is from RefSeq and is a predicted model, not a curated record.
GAGUGGAAGAGGGAAAAAUAAAACAUAUCAAUAAUCUGGGUGAAAGAGAUAAGAGACGUAAGAGAAGACUUUGGAAGCAAAAACAAAAGGAGGCAAGAGAACGCAGAAGUACAAUCCUGUCACUAUGGACAAAAUCUCCCGCAGAUCACACUUCACACAGGCAUGUUCUACACUGGGCAACAAAAAGCAGGAUUCUGCACAAUCUCGGAGUCAAAGCGUCGGGAUGCUGCAGCCAUAUGGACCUAUAUGGAUCAAAUCCUCACAGAUAUUCACAUCAGAUAUCCGGCUAUAAACACUAUCCACUUUUGGUCUGAUGGUCCAAGCAAACAAUAUAAAAAUAAGAAGAACUUCUUUCUCCUCUGUGUUGUCCCGCAACGUCUGGGAUUUGAGAAAGCUACAUGGAAUUUCUUCCCAACAUCACAUGGCAAAGGCGCUCCAGAUGGCAUUGGGGCGACGGUGAAGAGAUGUGCUGACAGUAUUGUGCUGAGAGGUCAGGAUAUCAUAGAUGGCAAAUUAUUCUUUGACAAGGUGUCCAACAGCUUAAGUGGUGUCAAGCUGCAAUUUGUGACAAAUGAAGAUUUUCAGUCUUAUGACUCUCUCCUCCUGCAAACCCUGAAAUCAAUUCCAGGAACAAGAAACAUUCACCAAGUGCUAGCUCAGGGGAAUGUCAUCCAUUGUAGGUUCCUUUCAUGUUUUUGCGGAGAGCCACAGAUUUGCAAGUGCUUCAGUCCCACCAUUCACUCUUUUGGCAACACAACACAGGACCCAGAUGUCCAUGAAAGUUCAACCACUGCUAAAGUUCAAAAUCCUCUGGAAAUGCUGAUGGAGGAAAUGGAGAAGGAGCCGAGCAAGACACCUAAAGGAACAACAACCCUGAUAGAUCCUUGUGAUGUCCAAAGUGAAGACUGGCUUGUUGUGAUGUAUGAUGGAAAAUGGUGGCUGGCUAAAGCCUUACAAAUUGACAAAGAGCACGAAGAUGUACAAGUGGAAUUUUUUCAUCCUCAUGGACCAACUCUUAGCUUCAAGCAAAAACAAGGUCGUCGGGAUAUCUGCUUUGUGCCAUUUUCGGAUGUCCUAGUUAGGCUGAGAAAACCAUCCUCACCAGUCCGCACAAGCAGCACCAGGGGUGUAUACCGCAUUUCACCAGCUGUUAUGGAUUUUAUUGAAGGAGAAUAUGUGACACGUCUAUUGCCUGGGGAUUAAAUAUUCUGACUUUUAAGCGAUUUAGAAAGAUAUGAAUUAGUUCACAAUAUAUUUCAAAAAGUUCUGUCGUGUAUAUUUUUGUUUGUAUUCAUCUUUUACAUUUUGAUUGAAAAUCGUCCUGGUUGAUGACUUCAGUGACAAAGGUACAUUCUCAAAAAUUUAGAUGUUCCUUGAAAUCUAAAUAUGGUUAUUUCACAUUUUUUCUUCAUAUCUUCACAUUCUACAACAUUUCAGCAUUUAAUUCUUCUUAAAUGUCAUUUCAAGUUCAGUGUUUUCUUUUAACUUACUAGUUUGUCACCACCAUCAGUUUUGUGUCAACACCGUCAUGUGCCGUCAACUCUGUCAGAUGUAGUUUAUGUUGCAUUUUGUUUAAAAUAACAUUUAUUUUGUUUCUUGAUAGGCAUUUGUUUGUGAAAUGUCUGAAUUCAUGUAUUUGGUGCAUAUGUGUUUUUUACUAAUAAAUGACACUGUUCAUUGUGGUGAUUACUUUCAAAAUUGUUUUUUGUAUCAAUUGAACUGGAGUAAUUAAAUACAGACUAAAUAAAUGUUUAAA